Molecule: messenger RNA, 1353 nt
Organism: Enhydra lutris kenyoni (northern sea otter)
Lineage: Eukaryota; Metazoa; Chordata; Mammalia; Carnivora; Mustelidae
Gene: MRPS9
Product: mitochondrial ribosomal protein S9
Exons: 11
Coding region: 63-1250 (395 amino acids)
Biological process (GO): translation
Cellular component (GO): ribosome; mitochondrial small ribosomal subunit
Molecular function (GO): RNA binding; structural constituent of ribosome
Source: RefSeq, a predicted model, not a curated record
CCUGCGCAGGCUUUAUCAAGUCCUGCCCCUUUGCCGGGCCGCCUGGCUCUCCGGUAGCCAAUAUGGCGACUCCCUGUGUGUCCUGCGGCGCAGCAGCUUUCUACCGGCUCUUUCUUGGAGGUAGGGUUAGCCUCACCCGGAGACAAGGCGUUUGGAAAGCCGGGGCUGUUGAGUUGCAGACAGGUACUGGAUUCCAGAUAUUAAGGCUAAGGCACACCACAGGUGUAACAACAAAGAAAAAUGUUGCAGCCUUAAGACGUGAAACUUACACAGUGGAUUUUAUUAAAAAGCAAAUUGAAGAGUUCAACAUAGGAAAGAGACAUUUAGCCAACAUGAUGGGAGAAGAUCCAGAAACUUUCACACAAGAGGACAUUGACAGAGCUAUUGCUUAUCUUUUUCCGAGUGGUUUGUUUGAGAAGCAAGCCAGGCCAGUAAUGAAGCAUCCUGAACAGAUUUUUCCAAAACAAAGAGCGAUCCAGUGGGGAGAAGAUGGCCGUCCAUUUCAUUUUCUCUUUUAUACUGGCAAACAGUCGUAUUAUUCAUUAAUGCAUGAAGCAUAUGGAAAGCUACUAGAAGCAGAAAAACGUCAGAAUCAGUUGCAAGCCAAAGGUCUAUUUUCAGAAAAAACUGAAACCAAAGACCUGAUUGGCAGCAGAUGGCUGAUUAAGGAGGAACUAGAAGAAAUGUUAGUGGAAAAACUGUCAGAUCAAGAUUAUGCACAGUUCAUUCGGCUGCUGGAAAGGUUAUUGACACUGCACUGUGGUGCCGAAGAAGAAUUUGUACAGAGAUUCCGUAAGAGUGUAACUAUUCAAUCAAAAAAACACCUGAUUGAACCUGUGCAGUAUGACGAGCAAGGAAUGGCCUUCAGCACCAGCGAAGGUAAAAGAAAGAGCGCAAAGGCAGAAGCAGUUGUUUAUGAGCAUGGAAGUGGAAGAAUAAAAGUAAAUGGAAUUGAUUACCUGCUUUACUUCCCAGUGACACAAGACAGAGAACAGUUGAUGUUCCCCUUCCACUUCCUCGACCGACUUGGAAAACACGACACGACCUGCACGGUCUCGGGCGGUGGGCGGUCGUCCCAGGCUGGAGCCAUACGCCUGGCGGUGGCCAGAGCCUUGUGCAGUUUUGUCACCGAGGAAGAGGUCGAGUGGAUGAGACAAGCUGGACUGCUGACUGCCGACCCACGCGUCAGAGAACGAAAGAAGCCAGGCCAAGAGGGAGCCCGCAGAAAGUUUACCUGGAAGAAGCGCUAAGUGUUCUUUCACGGGCGAGGAGAGGAAACGCCGUGUAUAUGUGCCUGGCAUGUGGCAGACAUACAAUAAAUAUUUGCUGGCCAGUAUGAGGGCAACACUAUCA